Molecule: messenger RNA, 1460 nt
Organism: Cylicocyclus nassatus
Lineage: Eukaryota; Metazoa; Nematoda; Chromadorea; Rhabditida; Strongylidae
Source: the annotation of a GenBank genome assembly
UCUGAUUCUUACCGGUCGCAGCAUCCCUGUGUUGAACUUUGCAAGUCUUCUUUAAUGCACUUCAAUUAGUGUCAAGAAUGACCAUAUCGUACUCGGGGAACUUCUGCCGAUUGCUCCUUCGUUGGAAAGGAUCAUUAUGGCGAUCAGUUUGGAAAGAACUGCUAAUCUACCUAGUGUUAUUCUAUGCUAUUAGAUUAUUCUACCUCGUUGGUAUAGACUAUCUCGUGGAUGAUGAUGACGUUCAGGAUUGGUAUAGGGAAAAAUUCGAAGCCUUAUGUCGGAUGUUCGAUUAUUACACAAGGCUGAUUCCACUUACGUUUCUUCUUGGCUUCUAUGUCUCCAACGUUGUUUCCAGAUGGUGGCGACAGUUUGAAUGCUUAUCGUGGCCAGAAGAUCUACUAAGCAUGCUAUGCACGGUCAUUCAUGCAAACGAUGAGACAAGUCAGCGACGACGUCAUACUAUCGCCAGAUACAUCAACCUUUCAACUGCUUUAGCUUGGCGCGACAUCUCAAAAAAGAUCCGACUUCGUUUCCCAAAUGUGUCGAGUUUUAUCGAUGCAGGACUGCUUACACAAAAGGAGUUCGAAAUUCUGGAGAAGAUACACGACGACUGUGAAACCAUUCGAUGGAUGACUCCGCUGCACUGGAUCCAGCAGAUCAUGCGAAAAGAAGAAGAGGAGAAGAAGCCGACCACUUCACUUUUCAACAAUUUCAUGACCGAACUGAAGUUGUUUCGGCAAUCGCUGCGAAGGCUAUUCUGUUACGACUGGGUCUGCGUUCCGCUUGUAUACACUCAGGUAGCUGCGCUAGCAACCUACGGAUUCUUUUUCUUCGCAUUAUUCGGACGCCAAAAUCUCCUACCCGAGAUAAAAGCUGGAAAGGAAAUCGAUCUCAUGAUACCUGUGUUCACCAUUGUGCAAUUCAUGUUUUUCGUUGGAUGGUUCAAAGUUGGACAAGAUCUGAUGCAUCCAUUUGGCUUAGAUGAUGAUGACUUCGAAAUGAAUUAUAUACUGGAUAGAAACAUAGCAACAUCAUUUGCAAUCGUCAACCGCUUGCAAACGAUGGAUCUGCCGGAGCCCGAAGACGAUAUGUUUUGGAAACAAAAACAUGAAAGAAUCAACCCAUUGCCGCAUACCGUAUAUAGCCGACAACUUCAUGAACAUCAGCCGCAACUACACUCGUAUGUCAGGGUCGGAGCGGAAGAGGACUCGAACCCACUAGCCACAUGUAUAGGGAUCGACAAAGAGAAAACGUUUGUCAGCUGGUGAAGCUAUGGUUUUAUACUAUUUCAGGCACCUCAACUGGUAAUUAUCCAUCUAAUACAUCUGACCACCCAAAAGCAAAAUUCGGUCCGGUCGCUGCAAGGAACACCGAAUACUCUAUGAUUAUCACAAAUACGUGUAUACUUUUCGGUUGCUCUAAUAAGGAGUUUGUCAGGGAACUGACUUCCCAACCGUAUC